This is a messenger RNA of Drosophila takahashii, 621 nucleotides long. It is a transcript of the gene mRpL20, whose product is annotated as mitochondrial ribosomal protein L20. Gene Ontology annotation, biological process: translation; ribosomal large subunit assembly. NCBI's taxonomy places the organism in Eukaryota, Metazoa, Arthropoda, Insecta, Diptera, Drosophilidae. The record is from RefSeq and is a predicted model, not a curated record. Gene Ontology annotation, molecular function: structural constituent of ribosome; rRNA binding. Gene Ontology annotation, cellular component: mitochondrial ribosome.
AUCGAUAGUCUGAUGAACGGCUGUUAACGGCGCCGUGCAGGUUAUGUAAAAUAAGAAGUACAAUUUUGGAGAUCAAUUAAAAACCCAUAGAAUAUUAAUAACUUGCUGCUAAUAACCAACCAUGGUCUUCCUGAAUCUGCCCCUUUUGGUGCGAGCCCGAGGUCCCGAUGAAUUCUGGCGGAAGAGGCGCAUCUUUAAGCUGGCAGCGCACUACAGGAGCCGCACGCGCAAUGUCUACUCCUUCGCCAUAAGAAGUGUCCAUAGGGCACUGGCCUAUGCCACCAAAGGACGAAAGCUGAAGAAACUGGACAUGGCGCAACUGUGGAGCACCCGCGUGGAGGCGGGUUGCCAGCAAUAUGGUGUGGGUUUGGAAACCUUCAAGGACGGCCUGGCGCGCUCUGAUAUCCUGCUCAACAAGAAAGUCUUGUCUGAUCUGGCCAUUUGGGAACCCCGUUCCUUCGAAGCUCUGGUCAAGAUCUCUCGGGAACGGGCCGCCGUCGAAGGAAUGCCCGAUAUCAAGCGGAGGUCGGCCUUUAACCAGGUUUACGGCCUGAGCAACAUGAAGUUGGAUUAAUUUAGGCUUAAGUAGGGAACGAAAAUAUAGAUUUUUGUAUAUUUUAA